Molecule: messenger RNA, 1879 nt
Organism: Morus notabilis
Lineage: Eukaryota; Viridiplantae; Streptophyta; Magnoliopsida; Rosales; Moraceae
Product: adenosylhomocysteinase
Exons: 2
Coding region: 101-1558 (485 amino acids)
Biological process (GO): L-methionine cycle
Cellular component (GO): cytosol
Molecular function (GO): adenosylhomocysteinase activity
Source: RefSeq, a predicted model, not a curated record
CAUUUCCAUUGCGCUCACUCUCUAUUCACCACAAAACUAGCUAAUAGAGAGUUAACCCAAAGACCAAACCCUUCUUCUACAGAUCUUCAGAUCUACUCCCAUGGCGCUCUCCGUCGAGAAAACCUCCUCCGGCAGGGAGUACAAGGUCAAGGAUCUCUCCCAGGCCGACUUCGGCCGCCUCGAGAUCGAACUCGCCGAGGUUGAAAUGCCCGGUCUCAUGUCCUGCCGCACCGAGUUCGGCCCUUCCCAGCCCUUUAAGGGCGCCAGGAUCACCGGCUCCCUCCACAUGACCAUCCAGACCGCCGUCCUCAUCGAGACCCUCACCGCCCUCGGCGCCGAGGUCCGCUGGUGCUCCUGCAACAUCUUCUCCACCCAGGACCACGCCGCCGCCGCCAUCGCCCGCGACUCCGCCGCCGUCUUCGCCUGGAAGGGCGAGACCCUCCAGGAGUACUGGUGGUGCACCGAGCGCGCCCUCGACUGGGGCCCCGGCGGUGGGCCCGACCUUAUUGUCGACGACGGUGGCGACGCCACACUUUUGAUCCAUGAAGGUGUCAAGGCCGAGGAGAUCUACGAGAAGACUGGCAAGCUCCCUGAUCCGGCCUCCACCGACAAUGCCGAGUUCCAGAUAGUGUUGACGAUUAUCAGAGACGGUUUGAAGACCGAUCCCAAGAGGUACCACAAGAUGAAGGAGAGACUCGUCGGAGUUUCCGAGGAGACCACCACAGGUGUCAAGAGGCUUUACCAAAUGCAGAUCAAUGGAACGUUGUUGUUCCCGGCCAUCAAUGUCAACGACUCUGUUACAAAGAGCAAGUUUGACAACUUGUACGGGUGCCGUCACUCUCUCCCGGAUGGUCUGAUGAGGGCCACCGAUGUCAUGAUUGCCGGAAAGGUCGCUGUCGUCUGCGGAUAUGGAGAUGUCGGCAAGGGCUGUGCUGCUGCCCUCAAGCAGGCUGGAGCUCGUGUGAUCGUCACUGAGAUUGAUCCCAUCUGUGCCCUCCAGGCUCUCAUGGAAGGUAUCCCGCUCUUGACCCUCGAGGACGUUGUCUCCGAGGCUGAUAUCUUUGUUACCACCACCGGUAACAAGGACAUCAUCAUGGUUGACCACAUGAGGAAGAUGAAGAACAACGCCAUUGUGUGCAACAUUGGUCACUUCGACAAUGAGAUUGACAUGCUCGGGCUGGAGACUUACCCCGGUGUCAAACGCAUCACCAUCAAGCCCCAAACUGACAGGUGGGUCUUCCCUGAGACCAACACCGGAAUCAUCAUCUUGGCUGAGGGUCGUCUCAUGAACUUGGGUUGUGCCACCGGACACCCCAGCUUUGUGAUGUCCUGCUCUUUCACCAACCAAGUGAUUGCCCAGCUCGAGCUGUGGAAUGAGAGGACAACCGGAAAGUACGAGAAGAAGGUCUACGUCUUGCCGAAGCACCUCGAUGAAAAGGUAGCCGCUCUUCACCUCAGCAAGCUUGGGGCUAAGCUCACCAAGCUAACAAAGGAACAGGCGGACUACAUCAGCGUUCCAGUUGAGGGUCCAUACAAGCCCGCUCACUACAGGUACUGAUGAAGAGGAGGGUCAACCGGUUGAGAGAGAACGAGGAAAAAAAAUGCAGCGGAUUGUUGAAGUUUUACAUUUUCUGAUAUGAUGAUAUUUGUUAGUAGGUUUCGAUUUUUCUAGGGGUUCUUGUGUUGGUGGUGGUUGUGGGUGGUUUCUGGAAUGAAAAGGAAUGAUUGGGUCUCUGAUGAAGACCAUGGGUUUCAGCUUUAAUAAGGAUGGACUGGGUUGUGUGGGAUUAUUGUAACUUCUGCGGUAUAAGUUUUGCUGAGUUUUCUUGAUGUCGUAUUAGCAGAAAAGAAACGGAAAAUUAUUAUCAUGUUGUUUCAA